AUGGAACCAGCCCUCCUCAUUAACACCCUCAUAAUUCUCACACUACUCGUCAUCCUAACCCCCAUUCUCCUACCUCUCCUAUCAAAAACAAUAAAAACCACCCCAACCCUAAUUACACAUACCACUAAAACAGCUUUCAUCAUUAGCCUAGCCCCUAUGUCCCUAUUUAUAUGGACAAACACAGAAAGCAUCACAUCCUACUGAGAAUUAAAGUUCAUUAUAACAUUCAAAAUCCCCCUCAGCUUUAAAUUCGACCAAUAUUCCAUAAUAUUCUUCCCGAUCGCUUUACUCGUCACGUGGUCAAUCCUACAAUUUGCAACAUGAUACAUACACCUGGAACCCCACAUUACAAAAUUUUUCUCAUACCUAUCAAUAUUCCUAAUCGCCAUGCUAACCCUCACAGCAGCUAACAACAUAUUCCUCCUAUUCAUUGGCUGAGAAGGAGUAGGCAUCAUAUCUUUCAUGCUGAUUGGGUGAUGGUAUGGCCGAGCAGAUGCUAACACAGCUGCCCUCCAAGCCGUACUAUACAACCGAAUUGGCGAUAUCGGCUUAAUUCUAACCAUAGCAUGACUCGCCCUGACCUCCAACACCUGAGAAAUACAAACCUGCCCGACCCACAUACAGACACUACCACUCCUAGGACUCAUUCUAGCCGCCACGGGAAAAUCAGCCCAAUUUGGCCUCCACCCGUGACUACCUGCAGCCAUGGAGGGCCCAACACCUGUCUCCGCCUUACUUCACUCCAGCACCAUAGUAGUAGCCGGAAUUUUCCUAUUAAUCCGCACCCAUUACAUAUUAGAAACCAACCAACUUGCUCUCACCCUAUGCCUAUGCCUAGGAGCUCUCUCCACCCUAUUCGCCGCCACCUGUGCCCUCACACAAAAUGACAUCAAAAAAAUUAUCGCCUUCUCCACCUCCAGCCAACUAGGACUUAUGAUAGUUACCAUUGGACUAAACCUCCCACAACUAGCCUUCCUUCAUAUCUCAACACACGCUUUCUUCAAAGCCAUAUUAUUUUUAUGCUCAGGAUCAAUCAUCCACAACCUUAAUGGAGAACAAGACAUUCGAAAAAUGGGCAACCUCCAAAAAAUAUUACCAACUACCACCUCCUGCUUUACCAUCGGCAACCUAGCACUCAUAGGCACCCCAUUCCUAGCUGGAUUUUACUCAAAAGAUGUAAUUAUCGAAAACCUUAACACCUCCUACUUAAACACCUGAGCACUACUACUCACACUCCUAGCCACGGCAUUCACCGCAACUUACAGCAUACGCAUAACCUUAAUAGUACAGACAGGGCAAACCCGAACUAACCCUGCAAUUAUAAUAGACGAAAAUAACCCUUCGAUCACCCAACCCCUCACCCGCCUUACAUUAGGCAGCAUCAUAGCAGGACUACUCAUCACAUCAUACAUCACUCCGACCAGCAUCUCACCAAUAACUAUACCAACCCUUACCAAAACAGCUGCCAUAACCACCACCAUAAUAGGACUCAUCCUAGCCCUAGAACUCUCAACCCUAACACACAAUUUCUAUCACCCAAAACAAACCCCAUAUAUAAAUUUCUCCUCCUCCCUAGGCUACUUCAACCCACUCACACAUCGCCUUAACAUCACCAAACUCCUAAACAACAGCCAAAAAAUUGCAACCCACCUUGUAGAUUUAUCCUGAUACAAAAAAAUAGGCCCAGAAGGCCUCACCGACUUCCAAUUAAAACUAACCAAAACAUCAACAAUCCUACACACCGGACUAAUCAAAACUUACUUAACAUCAUUUGCACUAUCAACCCUAAUCAUCCUAUCUACACAAUAA
This is a messenger RNA of Colius striatus (speckled mousebird), 1809 nucleotides long. NCBI's taxonomy places the organism in Eukaryota, Metazoa, Chordata, Aves, Coliiformes, Coliidae. The record is from the annotation of a RefSeq genome assembly.